Molecule: messenger RNA, 1687 nt
Organism: Hevea brasiliensis (rubber tree)
Lineage: Eukaryota; Viridiplantae; Streptophyta; Magnoliopsida; Malpighiales; Euphorbiaceae
Product: WD-40 repeat-containing protein MSI2
Exons: 6
Coding region: 186-1427 (413 amino acids)
Biological process (GO): regulation of gene expression
Cellular component (GO): nucleus
Molecular function (GO): histone binding
Source: RefSeq, a predicted model, not a curated record
AGGAUCAGGCUUGAGCUCAAUGUUUAUAGCCCAACACAAUUUUUACCUUCUUGCCCUCUUCAUCAUUUUGGCGGGAAACCGUACCCCGUAGAAAGCCGAAUCCAACGCCCCAAAACAACAAAUCGCCCAUUUUUCAUCCGCCUCUUAUUGUUGCCCCUCAAACAUACUGUUGAAGUCCCCAAACAAUGGCAGCAGCAGAAGAGCAAGAGCUAGGCCCAGAACAGUUGGAGGAGGAAUUCUCAGUAUGGAAGAAGAACACCCCAUUCCUCUAUGACCUUGUCAUCUCUCAUCCUCUCGAGUGGCCGUCUCUCACUGUCCAAUGGGUUCCCCUCUCGGCCCCACUUCCUCAUCCCACCGCUCCUUCUUCUUACGCUGUACACAGGCUGGUCCUUGGAACCCAUACGUCCGAUGAUUUCCCCAACUUCCUCAUGAUUGCUGACGCUGUCCUGCCUACCCGCACAGCUGAAGCCAAGAUUGAUUGCCAAUCUGAAAGUUCUUUGAUUCCUAAGGUGCAAAUAACUCAGAAGAUACGUGUUGAUGGAGAGGUGAAUCGUGCACGGUGUAUGCCUCAGAACCCAGCUAUUGUUGCUGUAAAGACGAGUGGUUGUGAGGCUUAUGUGUUUGAUUCUACCAAACAGGCUGAGAAGCAACAGCAGGAUGGUUGUGAUCCUGAUUUGAGGUUGAGGGGUCAUGAUAAAGAAGGAUAUGGGUUGUCUUGGAGUCCCUUUAAGCAGGGUUAUCUUGUCAGCGGUUCACAUGAUCAUAAAAUAUGUUUGUGGGAUUUGUCUGCUACUGCUCUAGAUAAAGCGCUUGAUGCUAUGCAUGUUUAUGAGUCUCAUGAGAGUGUUGUUGAAGACGUGUCGUGGCACUUGAAGAACGAGAAUUUAUUUGGUUCUGUGGGUGAUGAUUGUCUAUUAAUGAUCUGGGACUUGCGCACAAAUCAAGCCCAACAUUCUGUUAAGGCUCAUGAAAAGGAGGUUAAUUAUCUUUCUUUCAAUGCUUAUAAUGAAUGGAUUCUUGCUACAGCAUCCUCAGACGCUACUGUUGGCCUGUUUGAUAUGCGGAAGCUGACUGUGCCUUUGCAUGUUUUAAGUGGUCACACAGAAGAGGUCUUCCAGGUGGAGUGGGACCCUAAUCAUGAAACGGUACUAGCAUCUACUGCUGAUGACAGAAGGGUUAAUGUUUGGGAUCUGAACAGGAUUGGAGAGGAGCAAUUAGAGUUAGAUGCUGAUGAUGGCCCUCCUGAACUUCUUUUCUCUCAUGGUGGUCACAAGGCUAAGAUCUCAGAUUUUUCAUGGAACAAAAAUGAGCCCUGGGUCAUUUCAAGUGUAGCUGAUGACAACACUCUGCAAGUGUGGCAAAUGGAUGAGGGUAUUUAUCGUGAUGAUGAUGAUGAUGAUAUUGUCGUUGCUGAUGACCAUCAGUAGAUCAAAGAUAAGCUUAAAGCUAAUGUUUCCUUUGUAGCUUAAGCGUUAACCAUGAUGCUUUUGUCGUAAACAUGAUCAGAAAUUGUAUUUUAAUGCACCCAGCAAUCUCUGAUAAUUUUAUUUUUAGGCCUAAAAAAUUUGAAAGUUAAACAUGCGUCGAUUUUAGCCUCACCUUCUAAUUUUGUUUAUUAUUAUUAUAUUAUGCUACAGAAGGAUACACUUUUGCUGUUAUUAAGCACAGUAAAAGAACCCUCCUGUCU